This is a messenger RNA of Ruditapes philippinarum (Manila clam), 1703 nucleotides long. RefSeq lists its product as uncharacterized. The record is from RefSeq and is a predicted model, not a curated record. Bases 146 to 619 code for a protein of 157 amino acids. NCBI's taxonomy places the organism in Eukaryota, Metazoa, Mollusca, Bivalvia, Venerida, Veneridae. The transcript has 5 exons.
AUGUAAACAAUGAUAAGAUACGAUUCAAAAAACGACAAUUUCCAGUGCAACUUAAAUUCCGUUAUAAGCCGAGAUUGAAAUACGGGUAAUUUAAAAGCCGUUUAUAUUUGGAUGUUUAAAUAGAGAGACUUAAAUUCAUACAGAAAUGGCUGGAAUCUGUGGUCAUCCAUAUUGGAUGUUAUUCAUAGCGGUUUUGAUUAAAUGUCUACGUAUAAUAGAAUCACAGGGGCCGGCAACAACUGAACCACCGCCACCACCACAAUUAUACCUCUACACAAACGACAUUCCAGUUUGGCUGCAAGUGUUGCUAGGGAUCACAGCAUGUUGUGCUGCGUUACUGUUGUUGACCUGUCUGUUGUUAUGUUGUAUGAGACUAUGUGGGUGUUGGACGGGGAAUAUUCUGGGUGUUGGUGCGUUGAGGCGUCCCGUAGAUGAUACAGACCAUCUCGGAUGUUGGUGUUGCCGACCAACUUAUGUGUCUAGCAGAAGUCGCUUAGAUGACGGACAAAUAUCUUAUGUAAAUGUAUUAAAUACAAGCAGAAGAAGUACACCAAUAACACCUAAAACAUGGAUGCCACAUUCACAACCUGUCCGCAACAACAACUCCAGUACGCAAUAACAACACAUGGUUGAAAUUGAAAAAAUAAUGGACAAGAAUAAAACUAUCUGUAUUUAAGAGAACUUGUAAAAUAUGAAAUUAUGAUCUGUUAAAAUGUAUUUACUAUCAAAAACUGCUCAAAGUUUUAUUUUACGACAAAAGCCAUAGGUUUGUGGGUAUGUGUGGCUAACUGAAUGUUUUCAAAGGAGAUUUUACACAGUAUAAAUGAAGAAUGUUAUUAUAUAAAAUUCUUGAUACGGUAAUAGAAACAUGUCCAUAAACUAUUCCGUUAGGAGACAUGGAAUUGUGGUUUAUUUUAUUUAUUAAGAUAAUUCUUGUCAAUGAUGUUAAGUAUGGUGGCAUAUUUCUGCCACCAGAUAACCAUAUAACUAACUAGUUAAUUAAGAGGUUAACUAGUUACGUAACUCGUUAACCUCUUAAUUAACUAGUUAGUUAUGUGGUUAACUAGUUACGUAACUACGUAACUAAAUAUUUUCAAUAAAUAAAAGAUCAUAACGGGAAAUAAAUGCAUGUUAGUGCCUACAACUGCCAUCCUUUUAUUAUUUUACCAGGUUAACUAGUAACGUAACUAGUUAACCUCUUAAUUAACUGGUUAGUUAUAUGGUUAUCUGGUGGCAGAAAUAUGCCACCAUAAUUAAUAACUCUACCUACUAUGUAAUUAAGUAUGUCAACUAAACAUAAUACUUUCAUAUUAUACAUCUUUACUCAUUUUCUAAACCAUAAUCCACGGGAAGACCUAAUCUAUUUUUCGUAUACACUUUUCGUUAAGGUUUUCUAGCUGGGGGCACUGUGGUGACAAGGAUGAGAAAAUAACAUUAUAUAAAUGAAUGUAAAAACUAUCUCACAAAACCAUCUGUUUAUAAAUAUCAUAUAAUAUAAUUAAUAAACCGCCGUAUUACAAUGUUCUCCUAACGAAUAUUUAUAUAAUCGCAUUUCAAAUUAUAUUAUAAAUGUAAUGUGAAAAAUUUUGAAACUGUAUCAUACCACAUGUUUAGUUUUUUUUACUGAUCUUCUUUAUAUUUAUUUGUAUGACUAUUCUUUAUUGUAUGAUUGUAUGUAUGUCUUUCCAAUAAAUGGCGUUCCA